AUGGCUGUUGCUGGUUCUUCACGACGAGUCUUGCGGAGACAGCCGUCAUCUGACGGUAUAGAAGAGGAUAUGAGCCAACGUGUGGACGAGGACGUGGUAGACGAGGACGCAGCCCCAGACAAAGAUAGAAACGAAAAGCAGCCGCGUCGCACAUCCAGGUCUGUGAAGAAGGAAGGAAAGAAAAAGGCUGAAGGACAUGAGGAUGCUGGGGCAGAUGACUCGAUCGAGAUUAUGGAGAACCAGCCUCUCGAUAAGGCAGCAGCACAGAAGCUUAAUGGGCUGGCAAGUGACUGGGACAUGAUGAGACGCAAGAAUCAUGCGCCAUACUAUGGUCUUGUGCGAGAUGUCGCCACUGUUUUUGCAGAGUUCGCAGAGGGCGAGAAGAGCAAACAGGUCCUUGGAGAGCUAGAUGCUGUUGUGCGAGAACUGCUUGAUACGGAGAAUGAGCUACUCGCUCAUGACAAGGUUCUGAAAGAUCUAAAUCAGCGAGUCACGCAACAAGAGCAGAUCACAAACGUUGUAGAGCGCUAUAAAGGCGAGGCAGCACGCGAAUUAAAAGAAUAUAACCAAAAGACUUCGCGUCAGAAGUAUGUAAAAGUGGAAGAGUACGUGAACUUCAGACAGGCCAUUUUUGAGGUACAAUAUCCAGAAACCGCAAUGCCUCCUGUGUCAGACUUUUUGCCCAAAGAGGAUGGUGAUGCUAGCGAUGACGACGACGACGUGCAAGUGGGCGGAGUCACUCAAGAUUAUAAAUGCCCAUUAACACUUACAAUCUUGGUGAACCCUCUUACCUCAAAGCUGUGCGGUCACUCGUUCUCUGCGGAUGCGAUUCGAGAAUAUCUAGGCCCCAGUCACACAGUCCGAAAGGAUUGUCCAGCAUCAGGCUGUAAGAAGGGUAUUUGUCUUACUGACCUGGAGCCAAACAAAGAACUGGCCAAGAAGGCAAAGGACGCUGCCCGACGAGAACGAAUGAGAGAAGACGACAGCGAGGUUGAAGAAGAUGUGGUGGAGUGA
Fibroporia radiculosa is the source of this 1014-nucleotide messenger RNA. RefSeq lists its product as uncharacterized. The coding region runs from base 1 to 1014 and encodes 337 amino acids. Gene Ontology annotation, biological process: double-strand break repair via homologous recombination; protein sumoylation. The record is from RefSeq and is a predicted model, not a curated record. Gene Ontology annotation, molecular function: zinc ion binding; SUMO ligase activity. NCBI's taxonomy places the organism in Eukaryota, Fungi, Basidiomycota, Agaricomycetes, Polyporales, Fibroporiaceae. The transcript is spliced from 6 exons. Gene Ontology annotation, cellular component: Smc5-Smc6 complex; nucleus.